Messenger RNA from Funneliformis mosseae, 711 nucleotides. NCBI's taxonomy places the organism in Eukaryota, Fungi, Glomeromycota, Glomeromycetes, Glomerales, Glomeraceae. The record is from the annotation of a GenBank genome assembly.
AUGCCUCAAAAACGCACCAAUAAAGAACAGAGACUUCACAAAACUUUUAACCCUUUCUUCACUAAUGCAAGUACUUUCUAUCAUUCUCAAAAGAUACCAGAGAUUACAACUUCUAUUCAAGAUACUUUGAAUCCUUCUUCCUCUUCACAAAUAUCUGAAAUUCAAGAAAAGCUUAAUUUUUAUCGUCAAAAAGCUAUGGAGAUUACAGAUUCCAAAUUGAUUGAACAACAAGUUUAUGAAUAUAUUACACAAAUGACUAAAAAAACAUCUGGUGAAUAUAAAGCAAAUUCAAUAAAGCAAGCUGUUGAUGCUAUUAAUCGUUAUUUGCAAGUUCAAGAAAUUCUUGCUGAUGACUUUCUUAAUCCUAACACCUCUGAAGGUCUUUUAUAUCGUAUCAAUUUCAAUUUCUAUCUAAUGGUAGUUUACUUUAUUGCCGUUAUUAUAGCAAAAACAAUCAGUAUAAAAUUAAAGGAUGAAGCUGCACAGAAUAUUCAUCUUCUUCCAAAUUCAGAAUCAGCCAAUGUUAUUAAAAAAUAUUUGUCUAAACGUCUUAGUGGGAAUUUUAUGAAAGAUAUUGGAAAGUCUAUUAAAGUAGAACUUCCAUUUGGUCUUUUAACAAAUCAUUCUGGUCAUAAAAUUGUUGUUCAAAUUCUUCAGGAUGCUAUUCCAGAAGAUGCUAUAAUGGGAGUAACAGAUCAUAAAAGUAUUUAA